This is a messenger RNA of Trichosurus vulpecula (common brushtail), 1723 nucleotides long. It is a transcript of the gene C1H18orf54, whose product is annotated as chromosome 1 C18orf54 homolog. The coding region runs from base 1 to 1674 and encodes 557 amino acids. NCBI's taxonomy places the organism in Eukaryota, Metazoa, Chordata, Mammalia, Diprotodontia, Phalangeridae. The transcript is spliced from 9 exons. The record is from RefSeq and is a predicted model, not a curated record.
AUGUCAGAUGAAAUAGGAGCCCAUUUUGAGAAAACCAUGGCAAAGCCAAUUAAAAAAUGCAGCAUUUAUCCUCCUAAAUCUACAGUAUCUUCUCUUCUAGCAAGUUGCAGCUUGAACAGCAGUAAUUCCUCUGACUUCGGUGCCUCUAUAAAGUAUAAAGACAAGCUUUACAGCUCUGCUUCUCAGGCAUUACAGGCCUACAUUGAUGAUUUUGAGCUAAAUUAUAUGUCUCAUGAUAAAAGUAUUAGGAAGUUUAACCUUACUCAGAAUUCCAAGUUCUCCAAAUUUCUUUCUAAAUCCCCAAAUGGUUUUCUAGACUUUGACUGCAAAAGAUCAAAGUCAUCUGGUAGAAACCAGAUGAUUGGUGACAUAGACUCUAUUAGCCUAACAACUGAUGAUCUAGUACGUUUUCCACCAGACGGAUCACUGUCUACCGAUACUUAUGUUGGAUCACUACAUCAAAAUAACAAACAGGACAGAAAACUUCUUAAAAAAGCUUCAUCAGAAAAUGAAAGAAAUCGCAGUUUUCUAGAUCCUUGCAAGCCUGUGGGAAAUGAGGACCCAUUUACUCCCGUUCUAUUCUCAGAUACCAAUGAAAAGCAUUGUGGUGUGAUAAAAAAUACUUCAAAUAAACAUUGCAAAUAUAUUUCUGCAUCAUCAGAAUAUUCUUCAGAGAUGCCAUUGCCCAAAGAAAAUUCAAAGGACCAUAGUAGAAAAAAUUACCCAAGAUGGCUUACUAGCCAGAAGUCUGACCUUAACGUGUCAGGGAUAACUAGUAUUCCUGAUUACAGUUAUCCUCUUUGGCUACACGAUCAAGAUCUGUUACCCAAUUCAUCCAGUCAAAGUAGUUCUUGGAUGCAAAAAAAAGAACAAGACAUUUAUAUGGAGAAAAGAAAAACUCAGUUUGCUCAUAAAUUGGAUUGUUAUGAACCUUCACUUGAGCAUUGUGGCAUUUCAGACUCCACAAGUGACAAAAUAGUUAAUUGUAAACACAGUUGUGAACUUGGUCAAUUUCAUGAGCGUAUACCUUUCUCAGGGAAAUCCAAAAAGCCAUUCAGUGAUGACAAAAUUGAAUUGCUUAUCCUGAAGGCCAGGAGAACUCUAGAGCAUUCUUCUGAAGGAUUAUCAAGUACCUUGAAAAAUGAUGUCAGUCCUUGCUCAGUAGAUAAACUAGAAGCAGAAAGAUCGUGGGAAAAUAUUCCAGUUACUUUCAAAUCCCCUGUGCCUGUGGAUUGUGGUGAAAGACCUCAGGAAAUCGUAAAAGUGAAACGUGUUCAUGAGUUCCUUGAGGAUUGUAAUAAGGGUCAUCCGACAAAUACGCUGUCUGGAGGUAAACAUCAUGGUCCUGUUGAAGCUCUGAAACAAAUGUUGUUUAACCUUCAAGCAGUGCAAGAAAGUUUUAAUCGGUAUACAUAUGCUGAGCAAGAUGAAGAGAUUAAACAAAGAGAGAAUUUUUACUCUGGGGAUAGCUUUAGCUGCAUCCCCAAAAUGUUGUGUCCAGAGGAGGAAGGAUCUACAAAGGAAGAUGUAAUUCCUAUUACUGAAUCUCUUGAAAAGGCUUUGCACCAUUUGUCUCGCCUGAGAGAACUAGUUGAAGAUACCCGUGGCAAAUCGAACCUAAUACAAUCACGGAAAAAUGAAGACAUAAAAAACUGUCUAACCAGCAAAAAUUGAGAUUUCUUUUUAAAGUGUUCAUAAAUGGGCUAAAAUGGAUUUUUUUUGU